Molecule: messenger RNA, 3135 nt
Organism: Schizophyllum commune H4-8
Lineage: Eukaryota; Fungi; Basidiomycota; Agaricomycetes; Agaricales; Schizophyllaceae
Exons: 11
Coding region: 468-2195 (575 amino acids)
Source: RefSeq, a predicted model, not a curated record
GUCGUUGAGGACGCUCGUAGGGCACCGAUCGCGAGGCUUUUGUUUCCUAUUUUUCGCCCAAACUCCUUCACUCCAAGAUCUUCUCCGCGAACAUAGCUUAUCAUGAUCAUGCAGCAUGCUACAUCUCUCCAGUACUAACGCUCAUGCUGCUCUGACAGUGACCUUCGUCUCAACGCUGUCGGGGAGCUGUCAUACAGGUCCCCCGCGACGUCGACGUUGUGCCGUAUGGGGCCAGGUGUUAGUCAUGUACCUGUCCCAGUAACAACAACAGUUGGGUAUGUACCUCCGAUGUCAAAGGACACGCCCGCGAGAGGGGACCAAUGGGCGCCUAUCUGAUAUCUGUCAUGGCACUGACGGCACUAGCGUCAAGAAUGAGUCAGGAAGGCCGAUGGGGAGGUUCAAUACCAGUGCCUCCCCAUCGCACCGCCUAGUUUGCAGAUAUAAAUGCCGCAGCUAACCGAGCCAGAAUGGCAAAGGUCUCACUGUCCUCGACGAUGCACAGGCCUCUCGCUGUAGUUGUACUCCUCCUAAGCCUACUCAUAGCGACAGCUUUCUCCCUCGACGUGCUCGAGACAGCCCAGCGCGAUAUCGGGAUCGACUGGUUUCCUUGUAGCGACUUCGACCCAACAUAUGCCGAUGUUAGCAACGGGAGGAACACGUCCUGUGGUUAUUAUGAAGUCCCACUUGAUUGGGCAGACGAGUCCGUAGGAACCGCUAGACUUGCGAUUGUCGCCUCCCGCGCCACAGAGGAUCGGCGGGGCACAGUCUUUGUCAAUCCAGGCGGCCCCGGUGCCUCCGGCGUCGGCUUCAUCUUCGAGUUCGGCCAGACCGUCAUACCAGCGAUCAGCCCCCACUACGACAUCGUCUCCUGGGACCCCCGCGGCUCGCACGGCCACUCAACCCCAGGACCUCCCGCCUGCUUCAACAGCACCGACGAGCGGAUCCAGUACUUCGCCGGCACGCUUGAAGGCACAGGUCUUGACAUCAAGGGCAACCUCACCGACGGUGAUCAAGUCGAAACCUUCUACUCGCAUGUGGACGAGAUGGAAGCGAAGUACCAUGGGCUAGGCGAGCGCUGUCUGGCUUCGGAUACUGAAGGGAUCCUGCCAUACCUUGGGACCGCGGCAGCCGUGCGCGACCUGGUCUCGCUCGCAGAUCAUCUCGAGCCUGGAGUGCAAGAGAUCAACUAUUGGGGAUUCUCGUACGGGACUAUGCUAGGGUUCACGUUCGUGCACAUGUUCCCGGAUCGCGUCGGACGCGUUGUUCUCCAGAGCUGCGCGAAUCCCAUUUUAUAUGCGGAUAAGCCCCCGACUGAACAAUUCGCCAACUUUCUGCGCGCCGCUGACAAGGUCUUCGAGGGCUUUGCUCAAGCUUGUGCGGUAGCCGGCAAGAGCAGCUGCCGGCUCGUGCAAAACGACGACGACACAGGCGCAGACAUUCAGCAGCGGAUCAGAAAUCUCCUCGACCUGGCGCACGAUCUACUCGUCUCCGGCGCAAACAUGUCGGACACGCUCACCUCCGCUGAGUUUCGCGAAAACCUAUACGCAGCAAUGUACUCUCCAUCUGGAUGGUCCGCCUUCGCCAGCCUGACGGCCACAUACGCCGAGUCGCUCGAGCUGCUCGCAGCCAACAAGACCAUCCCGUCGAAAAUUAGCCAAGUACUUCGGAUGUACAAGAUCGACGCCAGCCUGACGCCCACAUACGAGAGCGAGGCGAUAUGGUGCGGGGACAGCGUCGACGCCGGUAACAUGACCAUGCGCGACGGCUUUGACUCCAUAGUGCAGGCUUCCGAACAUGUUUCGAGCUUGUUUGGACCGCGUUGGUGGGAUAUACCUGGCAACCUCUGCUUCGCAUGGCCUGUACGUGCCGUCGAGAGGUACACAGGUCCAUGGAACAAGCGACUGAAGAACCGCAUACUCAUCCUUGGGAACACAGCGGACCCCAUCACACCGCUCGAGAACGCCCAGCUUAUGGUCGACCUCCUCGGUGACAGCGCCGCCCUGUUGACCCAGGAUCUCUUUGGCCACGCCUUCUUUGCGGAGCAGUCGACGUGCACUACCAACAUUGUUAGGAAUUACUUCAAGGACGGCUCGCUUCCAGCCGGCGGCACAAUUUGCAAGGCCGACGAUAGCGUCGUCCCGUUCCCCGCCGCUAACGCCUAUACGGGCUCUGGCGGCGAGGCAAGAGAUUCCUGACCGAGUCUAAUUAGUCGAUGGCCUUACAAACGUCCGAUAAGCACUCAUCUGUCGCUCGCACUCGCGCGCCGCAUCCUGGUCGCCAUCGACCUCAUCACACCGUUCGCGAGAACCGCAGGUCAACGGGGAUGCGCGAAGCGUUACCAUGCCCGACUCGGCACAACAGCGGCUGCUCAGAUGCUAUAGACGACCGCGUUGGCAAAGCCGCGACGACCGUUCUACAGCAUCCUCGCCGAGUGAACGCGCAGGCCGAACACUCACCGCUGAGCCCGAGCCUGCCGCCGAGGGUGGGAUGGUAUCUGUGUGUAGAAGUCAGCAUACGACGAAGGGCGAGAGAAUGGGCGAGACUUAUUUGAGAGAGACCGACUCAGGCUGCGCCCCGGUCGACAUCAUGACAUCUGCAACGCUCGCGCAAACCGCAGGUCAACGAGACAGACGCAUGACCGUUACCGUACACCGCCCAGCAUGGCAGUUUCGCGAGGACACCCCGGCGCUCGCCGAAACGAAGCACCAAAGUACUCACCUCGCGCCUACUGCGGCCAGGCGUAGUCAAAAGGAUCUCUGGAGGGCAAAGCAGAGCCGCCAAGGCGUGAAGAGAACGAGAGACUCACAAGCAAAGGUUCCUUCCGUAUCCUGGAGCACUUUCAAGAAAGGGACGCCCGUGAACUAAAGAACCUGAAGAUUGAAAGGCACGAGGAGACUGUCGAACGGGGCCGUGGACAGCUCUUAUAUAAGCAAACGGAGAGAAAGAUAGGAGGCACCAAGGCUGUAGAACAUUAGCGUCGAUGCUCAGCCGGAAUUACGACUGGACGGGACCAUUUGCGUGUUUCGGCCGUAGCUCCAAAAAGGGAAAUUUAUGGUCGUCCCUUCCGACGUGGAAGGCCUUCAUGACCCGCAGCGCCUGUUCUGUCGUCAGUAGAUGCUGAAGGAUUAGGUUCUC